AUGGUUUUUGUAAACACAAGGUCUUUAGGAAGAAAUCCUAAGUAUUGGGAUAAUCCAGAAGAAUUCAUUCCGGAAAGGUUCUUAGAAAAUGACAUUGACAUAAAGGGACAAAACUUUACACUGUUGCCAUUUGGUUCUGGAAGAAGAAAGUGUCCUGCUUUUAACCUCGGGAUUAAGAUUGUUCGGACAACGCUGGCUAACUUGUUGCAUGGAUUCAACUGGAAAUUAGCUGGAGAUACGAAGCCAGAAAAUAUAAGCAUGGAGAAAAUCUAUGGAUUGACUACACACCCUAAGAAACCAAUAUCUAUGAUCAUGGAACCAAGACUCUCCAACCAUCUUUAUUAUUAG
Messenger RNA from Nicotiana tabacum (common tobacco), 348 nucleotides. The record is from RefSeq and is a predicted model, not a curated record. NCBI's taxonomy places the organism in Eukaryota, Viridiplantae, Streptophyta, Magnoliopsida, Solanales, Solanaceae.